This is a messenger RNA of Thunnus maccoyii (southern bluefin tuna), 1426 nucleotides long. Its product is annotated as mast cell protease 1A-like. Gene Ontology annotation, molecular function: serine-type endopeptidase activity. Gene Ontology annotation, biological process: proteolysis. The record is from RefSeq and is a predicted model, not a curated record. The transcript is spliced from 5 exons. NCBI's taxonomy places the organism in Eukaryota, Metazoa, Chordata, Actinopteri, Scombriformes, Scombridae. The coding region runs from base 81 to 827 and encodes 248 amino acids.
CAGCAGAGCAUUUAAAGACUGAAAUUGUCGGUGAUGUGUGCCAUUGCUCUUCAGUAGCUCAAGUGGACUGUGAUCUCACCAUGAAUAUCCAGUGCAAACUUGUUAUACUGAUACUUGCGCUGACUCUUGAUGAUCAAGUUCAUACAGGGAAAAUUAUUGGAGGUCAUGAGGCUGUGCCACAUAGCAGGCCCUACAUGGUGCUUUUGGAGAUGAAGACGCCAAGUGGUAAAACAAAACACUGUGGUGGCUUUCUUCUAAAUGAAGAUUUUGUGAUGACUGCAGCCCACUGUCAAGCCAAGUCCUACACAGUCUUACUAGGAGUGCACAUUUACGGAGAAAAAACUAAUGGCAUACAGGAGAUACCUGUGGACCAAGCAUUUCCACGUAAGGACUACAAUGCAACUGACUUGACAAAUGACAUAAUGUUACUCAAGUUGAGCUCCAAGGCACAUUUCAGCAACACUGUGAAACCCAUUGGUCUCGCAGGUCAAGGUGACAGCUCUCUGCCAAAAUCAUGUAUAAUCUCCGGCUGGGGCACAACAGGCAUCAACAAAGGACAUAUGUCUCAUAGACUCAUGGAAGCCAAUGUAACACUAAGUGAUGGAAAGCAGUGUGUUAAAGAAAACUCAUACUGCUCUCAGGGAGACAUUGGACCGGGUGUGGGAGACUCUGGUGGUCCACUGGUCUGUGAAGAUGGAAAGGCAUACGGGGUGGUGUCCUCCGCCUUCAGUCCACAUGGAGGUGGCCCAAAAAUCUACCAUUAUGCCAAGAUUCCUGACUAUAGAUACUGGAUCGAUUCAUUCAUGAAAUAUAAUGGAAAGCUCUAAUACAUGUUACAUUCAAUUGACCAAAUCCAAUUUGAAUUUACAAUAGACUACUUCAUUUAAAUUGUAUAACACUGGAGAAUUUCAAAAUUGAUAUUUAAGUUGCUGUUAUCACUGGCCGCAUAGCAAUGACACUGCCAAAUAUGCUUUGCACAGAUUUAAAAAUUCAAAAUAUACUUUACUUCAAUGUUUCUAAAUCAUAUCUGUUUCUAAAUCAGUGAAAUUUUCUUUAGGCAAGUUGAACCAAAACUCUGAAAAAAAAAAAUGAUUUGGUCAGUUUAUGUGACAUGUUUUGGCUUUUUUAAGGCACAGCGGUUUUUCUGCUACAGAGGCUACAAAAAUGUUUUGUCAAUGAAAUGUAGGAUAUUCCAGGCAAAUUCCAGGUAUUGCUACAGUUAAAACCAGACAUUUAAGUGUUCACUCAAUGCUGUUUUAGAGAUGUCAUAUCUAUUGAUAUUUAAAUAUAGUAUGUCCUGUCUCUUAAAUACAAUGUUGCAUGUAAGAAAUACAUUAAUGCUCUGUGCAUCUUCUUUUAGACUAGAUUAAAUGAAAACAGAAUCAUUUUAGUUUGUUUUGUACUAAACAAACUUUUGCUUUCUCUG